AUGGAGGCGAAAAUCAAAGCGGAAAUUGAAGAAGAGCUCGAUAUUCUUGAAAACAACGAUGAUUCCUUCCCGACUUGCGACAUUUGCCUCUGUAAAUAUGACCAAAAAGAUCACUGGCAAUCCUGCAUCAUCGUCUGUGGCCAUAUCGACCAUUCAUCUGGCUGUGGCCAUUGCGUUUUCAACCCGAUGUCAAUCAAUUCCUGCGACCAUCAACAAAGCUUCGAAGCCCUCAAAAGCUGUCUCGGCAAACCCGCUCAAGAAAUCGCCAGCUGGACAAGUUGCAAUGACGAUUUCGUCUUCGACCGCUCUCUCCGAAACUCGACCAAUUUUAUCUUCAAUGCCGGCCAAUCUUGGGAAACAGCUGUGACUCAGUUCAAGCUCAUCUGCGGCGACGAGUGGUUUGACUCACUUUCAACUGCUCUUGGAUUGCUGUCGCUCAUGAUUGGCGCGUAUAUUGCCGGAAUUUAUGUGGACAGAUUUGGGAGAAAAAAUGCGAUCAUGGUUUGGACUCAGAUAAAUGGAAUAUUGCUCACGAUUCAUGCCUUCAUGCUACGGGCUCCAACGAUGCGAGUUCUCGGCAAUGGCUUUGGCCACGUAUCCUAUCUCUCUCAAAAAACUUAUUCGAUGGAGCUUCUUGGUCCUUCCCGCCGAGCCAUUUCCGGAGCUCUGGCGAGUGGGUACUUUUCAAUUGGAUACAUUAGCUCUGGUCUUGUCGCGUAUUUUGUCCCGGAUUGGAGGGAGUUUACCUUGGCAAACGCAACUAUUGCCUUUGCUACCUUACUGACUUAUCCUUUCUAUCCGGAGUCGCCGCUGUUUUUGUAUUCUAGAGGGAGGAGAGAAGAAGCAAGGGAGAUUUUCAAAGAGCUUGGGAAACAAACAAACAGGGAAAUAGAUGACUCUCUUUUGGACAAAGUCGAAGCUGAUAUUUUAGCAAAAAAUGACAAGGAAUCAGAGGAAUAUACGAUUCUGGACAUGUUCCGGCACAAAAACAUGGCUAGUGUUUCGGCAAAUGUCGGUUUUGCUUUCUUUGUGAACACGAUGGUCUACUACGGGCUAUCUUUCAACGUCGCUUCUUUUGCUGGAAGCAUUUAUGUGAACAACACGAUCAAUGGACUUGUAGAGCUGCUUGGAUAUGUGCUUGUUGCUUUUACGCUGGAUAGGUUUGGGAGAAGAUGGAUCAAUGGAGGCUUUAUGAUCUUUGGCGGAAUUGCUUGUUUAGUUUGCAUGGCGCUAGAAUUCGCGGCGGGAGAAGCUGAUGAUCCUCGGGCUUUUCUUGAAGCGCAAAGAUGGAUGGCUUUUGCGGGGAAAUUCUUUAUUUCUGGCUCGUUUGGCGCGAUUUAUGUUUAUGCUGCAGAACUGUUCCCUACGCCAUUGAGAAGUACAGGAAUCGGAUUCGGUUCGAUGUGUGGAAGAGUUGGAGGGUUUCUAGCUCCAUUUAUUCUUCAGAUGAAAAAUGGAUGCAUUGUUUACUUGUUAUUCGGAUCUUUUGGAUUGCUUGGUGGAGCUCUUAUCUUUCUUCUACCAGAAACUUCGGGACUUCCGAUUUGUCAGACGCUUGAAGAGUCUCUCAACUUUUAUGCGAAAUCGAAAGCAAAAGGAGAGCAUUUCUCCUUGAAAAAUAUUCAGUCUGACGAAAAGAAAAACGGUUCAUCAAAUUUUUAA
This is a messenger RNA of Oikopleura dioica, 1662 nucleotides long. Lineage: Eukaryota; Metazoa; Chordata; Appendicularia; Copelata; Oikopleuridae. The record is from the annotation of a GenBank genome assembly.